GAAAUAGAGAGAUAGACAGAGGUGGGGGUGGGGGGGUAGAAAGAGAGUGGGAGAGAGAGAGCGCCAGCUUCCGGGAAGACAAUCCUUAAAUACAUCCCGCCCUGCCACGAUCCCCCGCUUUAGCGAGUUCCAGACGACAAUUCAGACGGACAGGGACACGCGUACGCGCGCGCGGACAGAGACACACGCACGCACGAGCUCGCGGACACAGAGACGCACGCGCGGCAGACACGCGCGAAGGCUAAGGAGGGACUCUCCGAGACACUCACCAUUAACCACGGCGCCACUUGAUUCUCUCGAGAAGACUCAACUUCUUCAGCGUGAUCUCCUCGUCCUGCUGCUGAUGCUGCUUCUGCCUCGUCGUCGUCUUCUUUGUGGGGAAGGGUUCUGAGGUCAAGCCGCUGAGAUCCCAGUAAUAAUUCCCAACAUCGUCAACAUCAGCAGCAGCAGCAGUGAACAUCAAUAGCAGCAAACAGCGAAUAGCAGCGACAGGCGAACAGCAGCAGACAGAUUGGCGAGUUUAACAUUUGAGCGACACACCUGUUCCACUUAAACAGGCGACACACGCUUUAAUCAAAGCUUAUCUAGGUAUAUAUAUAUACGCAUAUAUACACACAUAUAUACAUAUAUACACAUAUAUUUGAAAGAGGAGUUAUCUGAGACUCGAAGCUGGGGGUGGGGGGGGGCUACACGCGAUACAUCGUAGCCUACCGUUUUAAUCUCUUAAUCAUCAUCAUUAUUGCCACCUCCAAUAAAAUAAUUAUUUGUAUUGGUUAUAAUAAUCACGAUCGUGAUUUCACUCCGGACUCGUCUUGACUGACGACGGCUAUAACGGCCUCUCCGAAGCGGCCGCCACCACCACCACCACCGCCACCACCACCGCCACCACCGCCACCACCACCACCGCCACCACCGCCGCCACCACCGCCGCCACCACCGCCGCCGCUACGAUGCCCGCUCUCAGCGUCAAACCGUGCAGUUUCUCGGUGCGAGACAUCCUCGGCUUGCGGGACUCGGAGGACGACGACGGCGGCGGUGACUCCGCGUCGGAGAGCAGCGACGCGGGCGAGAGCGCAUCGGGGAUCGAACCUCGCCCCGGUGGCUCGCGGGGAGGCGAGAGACCGCACGCCGAGGAGGAGGAGGAGGAGGCGGAGGAGGAGGAGGCUCCCUUCCGUGGGUUCGAGGACGGCGGCGGCCGCAGGUGGCUGCACGAGGCCGAAGACGACAGCGAUUAUUCGCUUCGCCGCUGCCAGCCGCUGCCUCUGCAGCUCCGCGCGGCGGUCGGUCACGAAUUCACCGCUGGCGUCGGAAGCAAAAGCAGCAGCAACGGCAGCAACGACAGCAGCCGGGGCAUCCUCAUCAGCGGCAAGGACGAGCUGAUGAUGAUGCCGCGCGGCGGUGGCGGCGGCGGCGGCACCGGCGGCGGCACCGGCGGCGCUGGCGACGCGGACGGAGACGUCGACGGGGAGGGCAUGGUCGAGACCGCCGAAGAGGAGACGGAACUUCUGUCGUGCCGCGCGGACGAGGAGCCGGGCAAGAAGCGCAAGCGGCGGGUGCUCUUCUCGAAGGCGCAGACGUUCGAGCUGGAGCGCCGCUUCCGCCACCAGCGCUACCUGUCGGCUCCCGAGCGCGAGCACCUGGCCAGCUUGCUCAAGCUCACCCCGACCCAGGUGAAGAUCUGGUUCCAGAACCACCGCUACAAGAUGAAGCGAGCGCGCGUCGAGCAGGGCAUCCACGCGCUGCACGGCCCCGCGUGCUCCGCGCUGUCACCACGCAGGGUCGUGGUGCCCGUGCUGGUCAGAGACGGAAAGCCGUGCGGCGCAGGCUCGACGGGAAUCUUAGGAGGCGGAGGACUUGCAGGCGGUGGUGGUGGUGGUGGUGGAGGAGGAGGUGACGGACGACUCGAUGGCUCACCAACGUCCUCGCUGCAUCACCACCACCACAACCACAUGCCAUCGGUGGCGGCCGCGGCUGCGGCGGCCGCGGCGGCCGCAGCGGCCGCCGAAAGUCGACUCCGGUUGCUGGAGGUGCAGCCUGAAGCGUUCCAGACUUGCAUCCCCUACGCGCUGUACGGCGCUCACCACGCCACCAAGUACAACCUCCACUUUAGCUACUGCGGCGCGGGCGUGAGCGGCCCCGCUUUGAAGAACGGUGCCAUCCUUCCGAUUCUGAAUCAUCAUCAGCAGCAGCAUCAGCAGCACUGCCGGCAGAGCAAUUGGUAGGGACUUGAACAAUCAUCCGUGCGAUGAAGUGAACACGUGCGCUAAAGAGCUGGCUCUGUCAUGCUACGUACAGACUACACACAUGCAUGUGGAUAUAAUGUAGUAAAGCCUCCAUCGCUGCACGCCACUGUAGACACGUGUGUAUGUAUGUGAGUGUAUAUGUGUGUGUGUCACAUCGCCGCUAGGGAUACAAAGGCGACCGGGCUUUGUGCUGGCCCACCCACCCUCUCGUGUGCCGUGCCGGCCUUCACA
Messenger RNA from Petromyzon marinus (sea lamprey), 2474 nucleotides. RefSeq lists its product as uncharacterized. Gene Ontology annotation, molecular function: RNA polymerase II cis-regulatory region sequence-specific DNA binding; DNA-binding transcription factor activity, RNA polymerase II-specific. Gene Ontology annotation, biological process: cell differentiation; regulation of transcription by RNA polymerase II. The record is from RefSeq and is a predicted model, not a curated record. Gene Ontology annotation, cellular component: nucleus. Lineage: Eukaryota; Metazoa; Chordata; Hyperoartia; Petromyzontiformes; Petromyzontidae.